UUUCCCUGCUUCCAUUGAGAGCUGGGAGAAACGGAGCACAGAGGCCCUGUGAUGGCAGCUGAGCUGGAGAGUCGUUGCCAGCUGGGAUUCCAGGCUGCAGCUCCGCACGACCAGGCCGAGUUGUCCCAGGUGAAGGUGGAACUGGAAGAGACCCCAGCCCCUGACUCUGGAAAGGGCCCAGCUGGAGACCAUCGGACAUGGGCAACGUGGAUGGCUCCGACAUGGGCCAGUACUGAAACACAGGAGGGGCUGCCUCAGCACUGGGCGGUCCAGUGGCUAGAGGAGCUAAAGGCCUCCCAAGCCUUCUCAGGAGAUGGACAGAAUCCCCCUCUGAAGAGUCCUCAGCUGCCCCAGUUAUCUCCUGGUGCCGACAUUGAGAUCUACCUGGCUACCUUUGAGCGAGUGGCCAUGGCCUGCAGGUGGCCCAAAGUGGAGUGGGUGACCCGACUCGUGCCGUUGCUUAGCAGAGAUGCCCAGCAGGCUUACAACAGCCUCGAUCCCAGAGAUGCCGGGGACUAUGUGAGGGUGAAGGCUGCCAUCUUGCGGGGGGACGCCGUGAGCGCGGAGACGAGGCGUCGGCGCUUUCGGCAGUUCCGCUAUCACGAGGCGGAAGGCCCCCGCGAGGCCUGUAGCCUCCUUUGGGAGCUUGGCCGCUGUUGGCUGAAGCCGGAGAGCCGCACCAAGGAGCAGAUUCUGGAGCUCCUGGUUCUGGAGCAGUUCCUGACGGUCUUGCCAGAGGAAAUGCAGAGAUGGGUGUGGGAGUGUCAUCCGGAAACCUGCGCUCAAGCUGUGGCCCUGGCGGAGGAGUUCCAAGAGGGACAGCUGAAGGCUAAGGCCUGGGAAGGCCAGGUCACGAUGUCCGUGAAGGUUGAGAGAGUGACCUCGGAGACGAUGCAGCCAUGCACCUUGUGGGAGUAUUCCAGCUCCCAACCUAGUCCUGAUGGCACCUCCCAAGAGGAAGAAGGCCAGAGCGAGUAUGACUUACCUGGAGUUCCCAGAAAGGAGCCAUGUGACCUACAAGAAACAGCAACGGAGGCUUUGAGAGCUGCAUCCCGCCGGAAGCAACGUGCGGUCAACUGGGGAGAGAAGGAGACCCGAGCUUUCCUGAGCAUCUGGGGACACGCACGUGUCCAGAAGAUGCUGCAACACCAGUAUCGGAAUGAGGAGGUGUAUAAGAAGAUUGCGGCACAAAUGGCAGCCCUGGGAUACGACCGUGAUUGGGAGCAGUGCCGCCAACGUGCGAAAGACCUUCGCCGGGGUUACAAGGACAUCAAGGACCAGAACCGACGCUCUGGGCGCGGCCGACAGGUGUGGCAGUAUUUUGAGGAGUUGGACGCGAUACUCGGGCCACUCUUUGAACUGGGCAACGGGUAUGAUGGAUUGGAUGGAGCAGAUGAUUUGGUGGGGGACACGGACGCCGGAGGGACCACAGAGCCUGACUCGGGCAGCUCCGCUGAGUCAGAGCAGAGCGGCAUUUGGGCGGUGGGUCUCCAAGAGGGGAUGGAUAACAGCCUGGCCACCUUCCAGCGGGCUGCCAACUGGGGGGAGAAAGAGACGCGAGAUUUCCUCGGCAUUUGGGGGUGCAAGCAUGUCCAGAGACAACUCCAUCAGCAGCACUGGAAUGAGGACGUCUACAAAGAGGUGUCAGCGGAGAUGGCGGCCCUGGGCUACGGCAGGGAUUGGGAGCAGUGUCGCCAGCGUGCCAAGGACCUCCGCCGUGGCUACAAGGACAUCAAGGACCACAACAGGCGUUCCGCUCGUGGGCGGAAGGUCUGGCAGUACUUUGAGGAGCUGGAUGUGAUCCUGGGGCAGGGGGCAAAUGCCGAGGCCCGGUGUGACCUGGGUGGUGUGCAGAGCUGUGGAGAGGAUUCUACAGACGGGGGGCUAUCCACGCAGAAUGUGAGCCCCGUGGAGGUCCAGGACUGUGAUCAGAUUGAUAUGACAUCGGGGUCUAGUGAGGAGGUGGAGGAUAGCCACGUGCCCUGCCAACGGGCUGCUAAAUGGGGGGAGAAAGAGACACGGGACUUUCUGGGCAUUUGGGGUCAGGACUGUACCCAGAGCUUACUCCAUCACCAGCACAGGAAUGAGGAGGUCUAUAAGAAAAUAGCAGCGGACAUGGCCAUCCUGGGGUAUGAGCGUGACUGGGAGCAGUGCCGCCAGCGGGCUAAAGAUCUCCGGCGUGGCUACCGGGAGGCUAAGGAGCACCACCGGUACUCUGGUCGUGGGCGGCAAAUGUGGCACUACUUUGAGGAGUUGGACGUGAUACUCAGGCGGUGGUAUGAAAUGCGUAGUGGGCACACGGAGGAAGAAAUGGCUCUAGAAGGUACUUACGUGGGCAUGUGUGCCCAUGGAUCUCCAGAGCACCACCACGGUCGGUCCCAAACGUGGACCGGUAGCCCUGCUGAGGCAUUGAAUUCUCUGGACUCUGAGGCAUUGCAGCCAAAUGGGACUGUGGACAGUAGCCAAACAGAGCCCGUGGUUAGCCAAGCUCCUGGACAGCGGGCCGCCAGGUGGGGGGAAAGGGAGACCCGUGACUUCUUGAGCAUUUGGGGACACGAGAGCGUCCAGAGCCAGCUCCAUCAACAGUACCGUAAUGAGGAGGUGUACAAACAGAUAGCGGUGCAAAUGGCAGCGCUCGGUUAUGACCGGGACUGGGAGCAAUGCCGCCAGCGUGCCAAGGACCUCCGGCGUGGCUACCGGGAUGCCAAAGACCAGAACCGGCGCUAUGGCCGCGGCCGGCAGGUGUGGCAAUACUUUGAGGAGCUGGAUGCCAUCUUGGGACGUUGGGGUGAAAAAGGCAGUGGGCCCAACGAGGGAGAAAAGGCAGGGAGCGACACUGCCUUGGAACUCUGUGCCAGGGGAUCGGUGUCGCCCAGUGUGUUGCCCUGUUCUCCCGCACUGGUCCUGGGAGAAACCCGGAGGCAGAGGCCUGCUAAGGUUGGGAAAAUACAACUGCCUGAGGACGAGGCAACCAAGUCAGACAGCCCUAAGCGACUGGCUCCAGGCAUCUCUUCAAGUUGGACUACACCUGGCAGUGGCCAGUUACAAACUCCCUGCAGCCGUGGCAAGAGGUCCCAGGGAGAAGACAUCCGGGAGCUGAUGGUGGAGACCAAGCGACGUGUGGUCCUGUGAAUGGGUUCCAGAGGAGGGAACUUUGUUUAGAGAGAAGAUGGAGUGGCAGUGGUGGGCAGUUGUUAACACAUUCAGCAGUUGCCUGAAGAUGGGGUUGGAUGGAGUAGAGAGAGAGAGGAAUGGCUGAAGAGGAACAACCCAAAGGAGGAGUUUUGGAGGUUAGGCUGAAAAGUCCUGAACCACCUCUAGGGCUUCUGGUUAACGAGCAAAAAUAAGCCCGUGCAAGAGGCUUGGUGCUACGUUUAUAAGGAGAACUGCAUGUACUUUGUGCUUAAAAUAAAUUGAGAUUCUACACUAAGGUAAACUGAAUUCUGCAACCCCAAAAAGCAGAAUUCUGCAAUCUAUAAAUUACACAAAUAAGCACAUUUGCACAGUAUCUAACUUUGCAUAACUUAUUUUCCAGUUUUUUCUACUUUGCAUAAUUUGUUCUCCUUGAGUUUUGGGUGGAGGCAAGGAGUGCUGAGAACCUGCCUUCUAACCAUUGGAAGUCUUACUUCGCUAGUUCAUUAGGUAUUGGGGUUGGAUUCAGAUUUAUGCUGGAUCAAUUGCAUUGGUGGAAGUGGACGUCGUCGCCCCCUUCUUUCUGCAGCAGCCCCUCCAGCCCUCUGAAAAUGCUACACAGAAUCAGGGACCCUGCUUAAUGGGCGAAGGAAAUCUCCCAAAAUUAGACAGAGGGGCCUUUCACAAGCGGAGCCGUUAUUCUUGUGGAAGGCAGAUCCUGAAUCCGACCCUUAAGAUGGCUAGCAAUUUGCUUUAAAGAAAAGCAAGCAAGUUGAGAUUCUCUGGCACCUGGGGUCACAUUGCCAUAUUCUGUGGCUUUUUAGCGUGUGGGCAGAAUUGCGGCGUACACACCACCCUGGUUGCAAGAGGAAUUGUUUAUGUUACAUCGUUCGUUUUAGUCCUCCUAUAUAUUUUCCCGUUUUCGAGUUACAGGCAGAGGCAGGCAACUUGUAGACCAAAACAUCCAGAGAGUCACGCCCCCUCCCAUCCCCAACCACGAGGGAUUUUGGGAGUUGUAGGCCACAACAUCUGGAAGGCCAAAUGUUGCCUGACCCUGCACUACAGCUACCUCUUUUGUCAAUGCCACAAUAGGUCACUCUUGCUGCUUUCUGCACCACACUGCAGCCUCUUGUCUGAGCUGCUCUUAAGCAGUAACAACCUUUAGGGGCUGAUCCUUUCAGGAUGUUUUAGAAUUUGUUUUGUUAAUUCAACUUUUUAAAAAUAAAUAAUUUUAUUGUAAAACAAAA
Molecule: messenger RNA, 4379 nt
Organism: Elgaria multicarinata webbii
Lineage: Eukaryota; Metazoa; Chordata; Lepidosauria; Squamata; Anguidae
Product: zinc finger and SCAN domain-containing protein 20-like
Exons: 4
Coding region: 52-3132 (1026 amino acids)
Source: RefSeq, a predicted model, not a curated record